This is a messenger RNA of Mucor mucedo, 489 nucleotides long. RefSeq lists its product as uncharacterized. The transcript is spliced from 6 exons. Gene Ontology annotation, molecular function: single-stranded DNA binding. Bases 26 to 445 code for a protein of 139 amino acids. Gene Ontology annotation, biological process: mitochondrial DNA replication; positive regulation of helicase activity. The record is from RefSeq and is a predicted model, not a curated record. Lineage: Eukaryota; Fungi; Mucoromycota; Mucoromycetes; Mucorales; Mucoraceae. Gene Ontology annotation, cellular component: mitochondrial nucleoid.
GUCAUUAAUCCUUUCAACCAAAAAAAUGUCAGCCUUCAUUCGUUCCACUACUCAUUCUGUUAAACUCGCCAGAUCCUUCUCAGUCUCUGCUGCACGUUCCGAUUUAAACAAGAUCAGUUUAAUCGGUCGUAUUGGUGCCGAUCCUUCUGUUCAUGAGGUUGGAGAUCGUCGCGUUGCAAACUAUACACUUGCCACUUCCGAAACCCGUCCCGAUAAAGAAGGUAAUUUGAUUAAGCGUACACAAUGGCAUCGUGUUGCCUACUGGCAACCCAGUGAAUGGUUCAACAAGGUCAAGAAGGGUGACCAAGUGUAUGUUGAGGGUUCCGUUCGUUACAAUGAUUAUACCGAUAAAGAUGGUAACCCCAGAACCAAAACUGAGAUUCAUCAAACUACAUUCAAGUUAUUGAACCCUUCUCGUAACAGAGACGAAGACGACGAAGAAUAAAAAAAAUAUAUAAAUAAAAAAGACGUGACCUAUUUUGUCAUUCC